AUGAGUCACUCAAAUCUUGAUAUUGUCAAGACUGUCGAUUCGUUCCCGUGUCCCGGGGACCAGCCCGAGACGCCCAACUCCUACGUGCACUUCCGUAUAGCUUCACACCCGGGCGUCACGUUUGGAUAUGUUCUCCCGUCUGUCGCCCUGGCCCUAGCCAGCUUGCCGAACUGGAUUUUCGACCGGCACUGCAGCCCGAGGACUCUCACACUGGUUGGUGGCCACGACGAUGCUACACGAACGGCCAUUAUGAUGGAAACGACACUGGGCAUGCGAUCGUCGGGCCGUUUCAAGAACCUCGAAAAGUGGCGAGACGAAUUGCUGCCGGUCUACGGCCCAGACGCGGAGUUGCUCUUCAGCAUUGAACGCAGCGCCUGCCCGCUAUUCGGAGUUGUCACAUAUGGUGUGCACAUGACCGCCUAUCGCUGGAACGCCGAUAAGGACCGUGAGGAUUCAAUGGAGAUUUGGGUACCGCGGCGGUCCAGGGACAGGGCAAAAUAUCCCGGGAUGCUCGACACAUCGGUCGGUGGAGCACUUGCUACCGGGGAGACUCCGUGGUCGUGCUUGAUCCGGGAGAGCGAGGAGGAAGCAUCGUUAGGAGAGGAAACCGUCAAAAGAGCCACAGCAGCCGGGGAUAUAACAUUCUUCAACCUUUCCGACGAGGGAUCUGGAGGCGAGGAGGGGUUGGCCCAACCCGAGCGCAUGUACAUAUUUGAUCUGGACCUGACAGGUUCGCCACUGGACACCCUGGCGCAAAAUGAUGGCUCGGUCGAGGCUUUUGAGCUGCUGACGGUACCCAAGGUCAAGCGGGCGUUGUCCCUGAAGGAGUUCAAACCAAACAGUGCCUUGGUGUUGAUAGAUUUCUUAAUUCGCCAUCGACAAAUUACGCCCGAGGACGAGCCGGAUUAUCAAGACAUUUUGUUACGGUUGCACAGAAACCUGGAAUUCCCUGUCCGUUGA
Molecule: messenger RNA, 960 nt
Organism: Dichotomopilus funicola
Lineage: Eukaryota; Fungi; Ascomycota; Sordariomycetes; Sordariales; Chaetomiaceae
Product: NUDIX hydrolase domain-like protein
Exons: 1
Coding region: 1-960 (319 amino acids)
Molecular function (GO): 8-oxo-dGDP phosphatase activity
Source: RefSeq, a predicted model, not a curated record